Megalopta genalis is the source of this 11763-nucleotide messenger RNA. Its product is annotated as zinc finger protein castor homolog 1. Gene Ontology annotation, biological process: positive regulation of transcription by RNA polymerase II; regulation of neuron differentiation. NCBI's taxonomy places the organism in Eukaryota, Metazoa, Arthropoda, Insecta, Hymenoptera, Halictidae. Gene Ontology annotation, cellular component: nucleus. The record is from RefSeq and is a predicted model, not a curated record. Gene Ontology annotation, molecular function: DNA-binding transcription factor activity, RNA polymerase II-specific; RNA polymerase II transcription regulatory region sequence-specific DNA binding.
UCAGUCAUCUCGCGCCAGCCGAGCCACGCGCACUCGCUUGCCUCAGAUUCUGGGCUCGGGGAAAGACUCUCUCUCAGCAAUCGCACGUUGCGUUCCGCUGCACACGCGCGGCCACGGUCUUCCUCCACCCCUGUCGACCGAGGGGUUGAAAUCGUUGUCGUCGUCGUCGUCGUCGUUGUCGUCGUCGUCGACGUCUCGAUCCUCGCAGACAGCAUCGUCCGCGCACGCGGAGACUCGCAAACGGUCGCAAGACGCUCGCAGACGCUCGCGGGAGGUCGCAAGCACCACCCCCUACCGAUGGAAACCGCGGAACACCCCCACUUCGUGGACCGGCGAGCCCCACCAGGUGGUAGGAAGCAGCUUCGAGCGGAACAGCGGCGAGUGUCCUCCGUGGAGACCCAGUGAUCCUGCUCGAGAUCAUCCCCUUCGGACCGUGGUUUCGCAAAAGUGCUACCUUUCCGCUCGCUUUUCUCCCUCCCGCGGAGAUUUGCGCGUCUCUCGGGGCUUGGAUCUCGCGAUCGGCGCGCCGUGCACGCGCGCACAAGCGCACACGAGCGAACGCGCAAACGCCCCACCCCUCGGGGAGCUCUGCCACCACCAGUUCGGGAACGGAGCCCCUCCCCCGCCGCCCCCGGGCCACUCGGAGACGCGGCUCGCGGGCUCUCGGAGAGCGAGAGGACAGUGGCAUCGCAUCGCGCGUCUAUCGACUUCUACCCGGUGGAUGAUCGGUGGUGGUGCCGAAUUUCCGGUUUGUUGGACCGCGCCGAGAGGGUGGCUGGCACUCGACGCAGUUUCGCGCCGCGGUACGAAAUCGUGCGAGGUCGGCCGGCUACGGUUCUUCGAUGACACGCAGUGCGACGUCGACUUGGAAACGGGAAACAGAACCAGUAAUUGAUUAUUAUUAUUAUUAUUAUUAUUAUUAUUAUUUUUGUUCAUCGUGGACGGUGUGAUUGGCCGAGUGAUUGCUACCGAUACCGUGAUCAGUGUGAUCGAAGACCAACCCCUCUCCGGACGGUGUCGAUUUCUCGUUGGUUUCCGAUGGCACGUUGACCCAGAGGGUGGCUCGACGACAGAGCGACCCGACCCGAGGACCUGGACAUUGUCGCCGGUAGACUGUCGCGAGUGAGUGCGAUGAGACAGGGUGACGCGAGGAUCGGGGAAGAAUAGACCGUCCUGGGACAUUGUACUCUUCCUCAGGGGGUAUCGGGGGGCUCCUCGAGGACUAUGCUGUCCGGGGAGAGCCGCGAAGAGGACAAUCGCUGAGAUAACACGAGAAUGCUUUGAAGAGUCGGCCAGUCCAAGAGUUUCGAGAUGUCCGCGGUAACCAGCCCGUAUGGCCCCACGGAAAUGCUUUCUGACUCGGUGUACAACUACGCGACGACCCGGCGGGGCACCGCCGAUCAGGACAGCGACUCCCAGUACGAGUCUCAGACCCAGCUGCAGAUCAAUAGCAUCCAGAAACCGCGCAACAAACGGAAGAACUUCAAGCCGAUAAGCAGCCGCAUGGUGGAGGUGUCCGAUGAGUCGGAGAAAGAGGACGAGGAGCUCGAGACGAUGGAGGAGAGCUCCAGCGAGGUUCUCGAGUACGAGAGGAAGACCAUGCUGUUGCCCGCCGAGGACAGGUCCAAGCAAAGACUGAACAACAACGAGGUCAGUCCCAUGGACCUGUCCGUGGCCACCAGGCCGCCUUCCUCCGAGGCCGACGACGACAGCGGGGACUCGCUCAGGCACAAGUUCAUCCUCGAGCAGCUGAGGUCGCAGAAGCUCUACUCGCCUGGCACCGAGGCAAGAAGUCCGAACUCGGACUCGUCGAAGAGCGACAGCGGCGGCCUGGACGCGGAAUCGGGCCGUUUGGACGACACGCCUUUCGAGGACGAUCGGGCCCAGGACGCUGACGGCGAGAACGAGUGCGAGGAGAGGAAGCCCUUCGAGGGCAUGAGGGAGUACGCCGAGUCGACCAUGGCAGAGCUGCUGGCGAUCUAUGGUCUGGCGGGUGGAGAGCUGGCUAAGUCAGUCAGCAGACAGCUACCGCCGACCUUUCUGAACCCUGCAACCGGCCAACAGCCUCACGGCAAGGUGAAAGUGAAAGAGGAAAAGGAUGCGUCGUCGAUGGCGCCAGGAAGCCCACCCACGCCGCCGCACACCCCCCAGAGCCCACCCCGACACAAUCCACCCCCGAGCAACCUGUCUCAGUCCUGUCAAACAUCGAACGCGAACUCUCCGAGCCUCCAGCAACAGCACCAGCACCACCACCAGCAACAACACCACCAGCAACAACAGCAACAGCAGCAGCAGCAGCAGCAGCAGCAACAACCGCACAACCAGGAACAACAACAUCAGCAACAGCAGUCCCUUCACGCGAUGGCGAAUUCACCCCUAAGUCAAAUCUUGGUGCAAAACCCAGCGCUGGCUCAACUGUUGCAGCAGAACCCUGCGAUACUCUCGCAGAAUCCUCAGCUGGCGCAACUGUUGCAGCAGAAUCUUCAGGUUCAGAUGGGCAGCGUCCUCUUCCAGAACGUCCGGAGGGAGGAACCAGAAGAGUCGAGGGUACCGCCGACAAUAGCGAGCCUGGCGGCGAUGAAGGUGGAGGCAGCUGACCCGAAGGUUUCCGCUCUGCUGAGACAAAGCAUGUCUCCGGUCGCGGACACGCUGAUCGGUAGCUCGAAAAGCUCGGUGUCCCAACCCAUAAUCGAUUACUCUCGUUACGUGAGGCGGUACACGUCCGGCCAAGAGUGCGGCAGUUCCUACUGCAAGGAGCUGGGCUGCCGAGAGCAUUUUCACUGUCUGGACUGCAGUGGUAGGGUGUUUGUGAAAAAGGAGGAGAUGAUCAGGCAUUUCAAGUGGCACAAAAAGAGGGACGAAUCUUUGCAGCACGGUUUCAUGAGGUACUCGCCGACCGACGACUGCUCGGAGAGGCAUCCGGGCCGUGCGUGUCCGCACAAUCGCAAACAGACCCACUACCACUGCAUCCACGAGAACUGCGACAAGGUUUACAUAUCCACGUCCGACGUGCAGAUGCACGCUAAUUACCAUCGCAAGGACUCGGCCAUCAUACAAGAGGGCUUCCAGAGAUUUCGAGCUACCGAGAGCUGCGCCACCGAACACUGCACCUUCGUCGGCCAGAGGACCACGCAUUUCCAUUGUCGCAGACCCGGAUGCAGGUUCACGUUCAAGAACAAGGCUGACAUGGACAAGCACAAAUCGUACCACAUCAAGGACGAGCAGCUCUCGCGCGACGGCUUCAAGAAGUUCAUGAAGUCUGAGGCGUGCUCGUUCGAGCAGUGCCGUUUCUCCCGGGUCUGCAAUCACAUCCACUGCAUCCGGCCGCACUGCAGCUACGUGCUGCACUCCGCCGGCCAACUGUACUCCCACAAGCGGAAACACGAGCGCCACGAGUCGGAGCUGGCUUACCGGAAGUACAAGCAGAUCAGCUCCGUAGGCGGCUCGAGGCCUCCGGGGUCGUGGCCUCCGGACGACCUGAGCGGCCAGAGCUUGUCCUUGAGCCUGAACGGCGAGAGCUCGAACGAGGAUCGAGGAUCGCCCUCGUACUACUCUUUGGACGACUCCUUCCAGAGCGGAAGCGACCUGGCGAUGGACCUGACCGCGCCAACGACUACCGUCUCGGCCAGCGGAAGUUCGACGAUGACGAUCGACCAGCAUCAACAGCAACAACAGCAGCAACCGCAACAACAACAACAGCAGCAGCCGAGUCAGCUGACGGCGACCGAGUUGGCGUACCUGGUGCCUGGGAACGCGGACUGUCCUUGCCACCUCGGCAGGGAGCAUCAUCACUGCGGUCUGGACAGAUGCGGAGCCGCGCUGAGGGACCCUCGCGAGGUCAGGGAGCACCUGAGGGAGCACGAGACCCAGGAACGCAUCACGGACGCGUUCUUCGAGGAGGGCGGCUGCGACGAGGGGUGCCCGUACGCCGACAAGGAGAAGCACUACCAUUGCAACUGGGAGAACUGCCGGGAGGUGAUCCUCUCGACGGACAAGCCGUUCCGCAGGCUGCAGCACUACAAGAUCCACGAGUACAGCAGGCAGCUGAACCUCUCCUGCUCCUCCCACGCGCUCUCCUCGGACGUGACCUUGACCCACCUGACCAACAUCGACGCCAUGUUCAGGCGGAAGCGAGGCAGGCCGCCGAAGAACCGGGUGAUCGAGAUCUGGUCCGGAGGCGACCCCGCGACCCACACCCACGACUCUCCCCAAGCCAUAUUCACCAGCUUCAAGCUGCCGAAACCGCAGACGCCCAGCCUGACGGCGAAUCCUCUGAUGGAGGAUCGCGAGGGCAGCGUCUCCCCUUCGAACAGCCUAGGGGAGCCCGAGGGCUUCUCCACGUACAAUCCCGACGGCUGCCCCGAUCCCGCCUGCGUCCUCAGGUCCACCAGACACCAUCACUGCUCCCAGGCAAGGUGCCACUUCUCCACCGACAGGCCGGACCAGUUGCUCAUGCACAGCAAGGACUUCCACGACAACGUCGACAUAACGGCCGGCUUCGCGUUCUUCGACAAGAUGGUCGACUGCCGGCUAGCCGGCUGCCACAGCAACAGAGUGAACAGACACUUCCACUGCACCAGGCCGAACUGCGGAUACUCCUUCGUCAGAUACUCCACCAUGGUUCUCCACGAGAAGCAGCACGCCGGCCAGAACGAGCCCGCCAAUCAGGAGACCUCGAUCCACGACGGUCAUCAUCCGUCUUCUCAGCAGCUCGUCCACGAGACGAAGCCCAGGAUCCAAGUGAAGAAUCCCGCCGAACUGAUCGAGAAACCCGAGGACUGUCUGAAUACCUCCGAUCUGGAGAACAGGUCGAUGAUGGAGGACAAGGAGGCCGAGAUACCCAGCCCGGACGCCAGCAAGACCACCGUGGUGAGGGCGGCAGGCACCUAUUAUCCGGUCAGUGGACCGCCGAGUGAACCUGCACUUCCGGGCGUCGUGCUAUCCAUGCGAACUUCCGUGCAUCAAGAGUCUCCGGUUCUCCCAUCGACCAGCUCCUCGUCGCCGCACACGCUCUACGGUCCGGAGCAGAGCUGCAGCCGUCCGUUCUGCAAGCUGAAGCGGAAGAAUCACUACCACUGCAACGCGUGCAAUCAGGCCUUCUCCGAGCUGGACCGUCUGGUGGCUCACAUAGCGAAGCACUCGACGGGCGCCAUAUUGAGCCAGCAACAGCACGACCUGGCGAACCAGGUGCCGAAUCAGCUGCAGCACGAGUACCUGGCCCAGCUGUCCCAGAAGCACGACUUCAUGGCGCAGAACGCUCAGAUGGCGCAGAACAUUCAGAACUUCCAGAACCAGAUGCAGCGUCAGAUGCAGCAGACCCUCGGCCAGAUGAACCAGCAGAAUCAGCUGAAGGAGGUGAAGAUGGAGCCGGCGAGAUGCGGCGCGGACGUCGGCGUGCAAAACGUUCCUAGCGUGAAGAGGGAACCGAGCGAGAUCAACAGGGACGAGGCCAACAACUCGGUGAUGGACGCGAACGAGAACGGACAGUUGUCCCAGCCAAGUUUGCCGCCCAGCGUUCAACAAUCAACGGUCCCGACCAGCUUCGAGCUGGACCUCAGCCACGGAUUCCACUUCCCGAGCCCCGCGGUGAUGGCCGCCAUGAAUCAACAGAUCGCCCUGAUGAACCAGGCUCUGCCGCCUUUCCUGCAACACGGCGGCAUGUACACGGGCGCGCCGGGACUCAUGUUCGCUCCCGGACUACCACCGACGAACUUUCUACCUCCUACCAGAGACGAGAACCCCUUGGCCUCGCUGGCGGCCAACCUGAACCUGAACAAGAGGUCCUUGUCCCCGUCCGACAGCAAUUCCCCCGAAGCCAAGAAGCAGAGGCUGCAUCAUUCGAUGAGGAUGCUGAAGGACGAGCCGGUGCCAGAAGGAUACGUCAGGUUCCGCUUCAACGAGGACUGCAGGUACCCCCACUGCGGGUACCGGGAGCACCAGACGCACUUCCACUGCAUGCGCCAGGACUGCGGCUACUCGUUCUGCGACAAGACCCGGUUCGUCCAGCACACGGCCCGCCACGAACGGCUCGACACGCUGAUGGGCGGCGACUUUCAGCAAUACAGGGCGAACGUGCCCUGCGGGAGGGCGCAGUGCGCGUACACGUCGUCGCUGGGCUCGAUGCAGAACAAGGCCUCGCACUUCCACUGUCUGAAGUGCGACUUCGUGUGCACGGACACGAACAAAGUGGUCGCGCAUCGUCGCCAGCACGCGAAGCUGGACAGCAUCGCGGCGGCCGGCUUCCAGAAGUUCACCCCGAGCCAACCCUGCGGGGGCGUGCAGUGCCAGCACUCGGGGAAGCAGACCCAUUACCAUUGUCUGCAGUGUCAGUACGCGGUGCUGGGCCUGGCCCAGAUGUCCGCCCACAAGUACAGACACAUGGACACAUAACGACGCCUGGUCGAGCGGCUGUUCGCCGGAGGAGGCUCAACGAAGACGGUGAACCGAGCUUGGCCGGUCCCCGUGGCGGACCUUCCCAACGGGGCCGUCGGCUGGAUCGAGGGACCGUCGAUCCUGGAUCAAGCACCGGGACGGUAAAAAUUGACACAACCGUACUCGUAUCCCCGUAGACAUUCCCUGCGGAGCGACCAGAGUGAUCCGAGAACCAGAGUCCUCGCGGUGAUCCGCACGAUGAUGAUCAGGGGCAGCCCGACCUAGUCAGUGAUCGCGUGAUCGGUCAACCGUCGACGAGGGAUCCACGGGACCGUCGGUCGACGAUCGAGAGAUCUUCUUCUCUCCCCCCCUCGAUCGUUCUUCGUACUUACGAGGAUAUUUAUUUUACCGACCGUCGGGAAACCUCGGCCGUUUUACCCGCCAUCGGGCACGGAUACCAGCUGGAAGCGGUUCCUUCACCUUCGUCCCGUGGCGCCGAGUUCGAAAGCAGAACCCGAGAGAGAUUCUUCCGAGAUUCAUCCGGGAUCGUGAGACACGUUCGAAGAAACAGAGAGGUGUUUUUCGUUGGUUAGAAACGUAUGGUACACGGAAAACCGUAGACAAUAAACGACGACGACGACGCGAGUCUACCGUAUAAAAUAGCUUUAGCGCGAAGAAAAAGACAAACUGUAAUAUUUAAUAGCAAAAGACCCUGUACAUUUUUCUUUUCUUUUGUUUCUACUUCUACUUCUACUUCUUCCUUCUACUUCUACUACUUCGACUACUUUUUCGUUUUUUGUCGUUUACUUUUCUCUCUUUUUUUAGUAGCGCGUACCCUCCGCGUGGUGCAGCGGCGACUUAGGUCCUAGAGUAGAUAGUUAAUAUAUAAAAUGAGAGAGAGAGAGAGAGAGAGAGAGAGAGAGAGAGAGAGAGCGGGAGAGCGUGUGCGAGAGUGGGUUCUGGAGGAUCCAGCGGAAAGAUCGACGAUUUUUGUGGCGACAGUGGGAACCGUUGACAGGAUCGGUAUGCGCUAGCGAGCCAAGCAAUUCCUUUUUCGACAUGGCGUCGCGUCUAGUCCAUCGCACCAUCGCAUCGGUGUUUUUCUCUGAGAACGAUUGUCUGUCGAUCGAUCGAUGGUUCAGUGGAACGACAGAGUGGUCUGUCGUGGACGGCGCAACGAUCCUUUCGCCGUCGGCGACUGCUAAAUUCUCUUUUGUUGCUGUCUCGGUCACAGCUUCCGUUUCGUUAGCUUUUCACGGCGGCGGAAAAUGGCGUUCGCUCGUCUCUCGAAACGAGGACAACGAAUAGAGCGAGGUACGCGGAGUGUUUCACGCGAAACAGGCCACAGCAUCGUCUAUUAUAGCUUCAAGUUUUCACUUCGAUCGUUCGUAGAUCGGUUGAAAUCUUAUUUCUUUGAUACAUUUUUUAAUUCGAUUCCGUACUCGAAAUUCAACGCGGUAGAAGCUCGAUUAUUCGAUGUCUGUAUUCCUUAUUAGUCAAGCACGUUGUUCAUGUAAAUAGAUCCGAAGGGAUCUGCACACACAUCUCUGCAUAUUGUACAUACCAGUCAAGACUAGAUCACUCGGUACAAGACUUAAUUUAGCACUUUAAUUAAGUAACCGUUCCAGCGUCUGAACAUCCGUUUCUUCGAUUAGCUCGGAUAAUCGAGGUUCUACCGCGAUUUCUCGCGUAUCGCGAGUGGCCUGUUUUAAACGCAGCACCCUGCGUAUCGCCGUCAAAAAUUAAAUCGUCCGCAAAACCAGCGCCGACUCUGAUAUCCGUGUGACACAAACGAGCCCGAACGAAACGAUCUCGGGCGAGAUUUAUCGAGCUUGCGCCGUCUUCCGACCGCCGUAUUGUUUGACAGAGUCGAUCGAAUCGUACUAAAGAUUAUACGCUUCCUCGGGGAACACGUGCCGCGGCCGGGAGGGUACCCGUUCACGUUAAUCGUAUUUUACGAACAGUAUUGCUAAACCGAGAGUUAACAAAAAGACUGCCAGCCGGAGACGCGACAGAGCAGAGAACUUGAGAGCAAGUGAACGGAACAUGGCGAACGGAACCGGAAGCGGUUCCGAGUAACGAAGACGCCGAGACGUUUUCUUGAAACUAAAGAGUAUACAUAUAUUGUAUAUUUGCGAACUGUACAGUGGAAAGUAUACGCGAGGUAUACCCGUAAACAGCGCGAGCCUCGGACACGGAUGGACGAGAUUUUAUUUAAGCGGUACUCUUUUUAUUAAGCUUUUGGUCGACGAUCGAAGUUCGAGUGCUCGUCGAUGGAACGAGAAUUCGAUGCAUCUACGAUAAAUAGGUCGUCGACGCUUGCGUGUCCUAGUUCUACGAGAGAACGCGAUUCAAGGUUCUCGCAACCAUUGGCCUUCGGGGAUGCUCAACGACCAUGCGGUACUACUUCCCCGUUUACACGGUUUCAGAGAUGGUGGGUUUUGAGAACAAUAAGUUUAUGGUAACGUUUGCGAGAAUCUUCGGAACUGUUGCGCGCGAAUUUUAUAGGUUCGAUGCUUAGGCACUCGACGACGAUUGCGUCUUGUCGGGAAAGGGGACCAUCUCUGUCCGCGAGGAUUCGGUUCAUCCGAGACUUUCACCUCCCCGAAAACUCAUCCCCUUUUACGAUCGCACCUGUCGUUCAUCGCGAACAAGCUUCGUUUCAUUCACGAUUCAAUCAGGAGCUAGCUAGAUUUUUAUAUAUCGACUGGGCUUCGAUAUUCGGAAGCUCGAAGACUUCGGUUCGGACAUCGUGCGUCCAUUCGUCGUUUGUCGAAGAAUUCUAUAGACUUUGAAUACCAUCCACGAUUAUCACUAGAACCAGCUAGAUUUUUAUAUCGUCCGAAAAGUAUCGAAGUACCUAACUGAAUUUAGGGUUACGCUAUGCCACUCGUCCGACAGAAUUUUCUCAAAUUAAUUUUAAAGCCUUCUAGACGAGAAUGUAAGAAGUAAGGGAAGCCGGAAGAUACGCGUAUAGAAUCGACGAUAACGAUGUACCACGUAGCAGAUAGUAAAGUCUGUCGUGUGCUCUUCCUCCGAAAAUUAGGGAGCGAGUACGCGCGCGACGAUAGCGUGGCAGCGUGAGAAACGCUAGGGUGCCUUUAGAGUUCCUCCCGGACUUGUAGGACCGUGCCUUAGCUCCGACAAAAUCGCAGCAUUGUCUGCGAAUCCUCUUCAGAAACCGAACAAUAAGCAACAUAGACGAGUAUAGAUAUAGUUAGUGCCUUAAAACAGAAAUUCGAAAGGGAAACGGCGACACUGGGGUAGUAGCCUAGAAAACAGAGGGAGAAAUCUUCCUAGCGAAUUUAUUAGAAGCUUCGAGAACGUUACUCUUCGAGGAGAUCAUUUUCUUCGUGCAAACCGAACCCUGUUCGACCGAUAAAGCGUAGUCUAAAAGCGUCUUCGGACGACUGUAAAUGUGGAAACGAAGUUCGUCCUGUUCUUUUCCUUCGUCGUUAUCGGAGCACAGCUAUCCAUCGCGACGAAUGGUUCUUGGUGGAGUUUUGAACGCAAGUUUAAUCAACAGUUUAAGUUUACUUUUCGAAGUGGUUUUUCGUCUUCGAGCAGAAGCCGAGAAACUUGUGGCUUUAACAACCCUGCCCGACGGUUUUAUCGUCCGCGUUCCAUUGACGAUCGAUACUCGCGGUUUUUAAUUGCCAGGAUACGAGCACUAUUCCUAGCAGAACAAGGCAGAGAUCGUGAAUUUAAUUAUUGGAACGAUUCUUUGAUUUUGCUAUUGCUCUAUUAUCAAAUAUACGCUUUUCGAUUACUUUUUCAAUUUACUUUUCACAAUUAUUGACAGUCGUACCGUCAUAAAGAUUCAGAUUUUUUAGAUUCGCUUUUUAAAAAUUUGGUUGGAAAUCGAUACAACCGAUCCUCUGAGAUCAGCCAGGACGAGCUUCGGUGUUCCGUUUGAACUGCUUCAACGAUUAUUGGACGAUGGAGAAGGUGUUGCUGAACCACCCAGAAUUCUUCCAAUUAUUCGAAACCUAAAAUCAUCUUUAUACAUUGUCACAUUGAUUUUACAAAUCGAUCUACUUUCCUUCAUUCUCAGCAUAACGAUUAGUUCAACAAAUGCCUCCACCAUGGUCUACAAACAUAUGAAAGCCAACGAAACCCAUGAAAACCGACUGAUAUCGCAUCGUACUGAAUAUUCUCUCAAGGUCAGUGGGAGGAGCCGCCCCCACUCCGCUCUUUCUCCUUUCUUUCUCUCUUUCUCUCUCUCUCUCUCUCUCUCUCUCUAUCUCUCUCUGUCUCUCAGGCUCCUCCCACGCUCAGGAUUGUUGAGGUGGUGGGACGUGACCUCGAGCGACGAUUCUCUCCGCUCGGACUAUAGCGAUUGAUUCGUUGCCCGCAAAAAACUCGGAUGGAGAGAUCGAGGAGUCUAUUCCGGGGUGUCCGGUGUCUCCAGACGAAAGCGGACACCGCGGAGAAACGCGAUCAGAAAAAUCCUGGGGAUCGAGGGAAAUCGAAAAGAAAGAGAAAGAGGAAGGAAGGGAGAGAGAGAGAGAGAGAGAAAGAGAGGAAGAUGCGGCGCAGGUGGGCCAGCCAUGAUUGAAACGAGUGCCAUAAACCGCGAUAGUAAGGGAUCGGUCUCUUUCUCGAACCUGAAACUGCCAGGAGAGAGCGAGAGAGAGAGAGAGAGAGAGGGGAUGGAGAGGACCUGUAAAAUAAUUUAUUUCCUCGACGAAUCAAAAGGUUCGUCGAGCCUCGACCCACGAGUGGGGGUCGGCGCAAUCUAAACCGGAAGUACAGCGAACCAAACUCUGACGGGCCCCUCAACAGGGCCCGUGGAGGAUCGAUAAGGGGGGAGCGGAGACACCGAUGGGAAACGGAAACGGUUUUGAGACGUGUUUCGAGGAGCGACGGUGAACUGAGGUUGCCUUAUAACUAUCGAGCCUAUAUUAUAUAUAUAUAUGAGAACAAAAGGUAUAUAUAGUAUAUAUAAAUGUGGAAAUAUUGCGAGAUCGUUUGAUACACGAUCGAGAUACGUAUUGAAAGUAUGCGUGCGAGAACGAGCGAAUGGGAUCCGUGUAUGUUUUAUGUAUGCGUGCGGGUGUGGAUAUGCGUAAGGGACGAGAGAUGUAUACCAGUAGAAGUCGUACUAUUAUUUGAAGAAGUUUAGAGAGAAUCUAUCGUACGGUCAUUAGUAUUAAAAUACCUGCUGUAUGGAUGUAAGAGAAAAGAAAAAAACUAUUAUAUAAUUUUAUCUAUUAUUAUUAUUAUUAUUAUUAAUUAUUGAUUAAUAUGCUCUAUUAUUAUUAUUAUUAUUAUAUUAUUAUUAUAUUAUUAUUAUUAUUAUUAUGAAUGAGUAUCCGGAACCACACUUCGUAUGUAGCUGUGAUUUUGCUUUCGAACAAGUAAAGAUUAAAAAUAUUUAUAGCAACCGAA